GUCGUACAAAAUCACCGCAGAAUCGACAUUUUUAAAGAAGACGAUGAAUUGUUUAAAAGCAGUUAUUUUAUUAUGGACCGGCAUCAUAGCUUUCAAUGCAUCGGUGACCGCUUAUGAGAUUGAUGGUAGGGACUUACGUGUAUUUACAGUAAAAUAUUGUGGAGGAGUGCUUAAAAGUAUAGAAGUAUACUAUAUGGAUAUACGUAAUGCACAGCCGCUGUUGAAUCGCUUUGAUUACUUCAGGGUGACAGGAAAUAUUGGACCUAUACGACGCUUAGUGAUACCUUAUAAUCAAUCGCCGUGUGAUGGAGAAAUACAGGAAAUCGAAUUGCCCGUAAAGUUACUGAAGUCAACAGCCAAGCAGUUAAAAUUGACACCAUCACAAAAUUUAAUGUCAAGGAAAUGA
This is a messenger RNA of Macrosiphum euphorbiae (potato aphid), 406 nucleotides long. The record is from the annotation of a GenBank genome assembly. Lineage: Eukaryota; Metazoa; Arthropoda; Insecta; Hemiptera; Aphididae.